AUGAAAUCAAAUAUUACAGGGAAAGUGGAACUACGGCCCCGUUUGCCUGACGAACAACGGUGGCACUUUCUGGAACAGAUAUAUACCAAUUAUGAAGAAGUUAACGCCCAGCAGCAAGAAAUAGCUGAGCGUAGACGCAAACUCAAAGAGGAACGAUUCCAAGGAAAUAAAGAUAAUAUACACAAUUUACUUUUUACAGAGGCAGCACAAACAGAACCCUCACGAUUUGGUGAUUGGGAUACGUAUGAAAUGGUACAAGGGGUUUUAAAUCGUUUUGUCUAUUCUCGUAGUCAAGAUGGACUUAAAUCUACUACAGCUGAAGAAGCUUUAAAUGAACGUAUUGAUAUUCUAACCAAUAUUUGUACAGAACAAAAAGAUCGUAUUGUUUCCCUGGAAACAUCUCUUGCGGCAGUUCAGGAAGAAUUAGCAGGAUUAAUGAAUAUUCUUCAAAUGAAGGAAAAUGAAUUAAAAGAUGUCAAAACACAGUCUCUGGUGAAGGAUUUAAAGGUUUCUCAACUACAACGAAUAUGUGAUAGUAUGCAAGAAUCUGCUCUAGUUGAUGAAAAAGGUAUAUGUAAGGAUAUGCGUGUUCUUAUGGAUGUUAAUAAAUCUAUGGAAAAAGAAAAUAUGCGACUUCGUGCCGCUUUAGAUGUUCGUUCCUUUGCUUACAAUGAACAAGUA
Messenger RNA from Trypanosoma theileri, 681 nucleotides. RefSeq lists its product as uncharacterized. The annotation marks the transcript as partial. The record is from RefSeq and is a predicted model, not a curated record. The transcript has a single exon. NCBI's taxonomy places the organism in Eukaryota, Euglenozoa, Kinetoplastea, Trypanosomatida, Trypanosomatidae.